Molecule: messenger RNA, 2330 nt
Organism: Clupea harengus (Atlantic herring)
Lineage: Eukaryota; Metazoa; Chordata; Actinopteri; Clupeiformes; Clupeidae
Gene: plekhb2
Product: pleckstrin homology domain containing, family B (evectins) member 2
Exons: 8
Coding region: 199-888 (229 amino acids)
Biological process (GO): regulation of cell differentiation
Cellular component (GO): membrane
Source: RefSeq, a predicted model, not a curated record
UAAAUAUUUGUUCAUACUUCCUACUGUUUUGUUCUGUUGACAGUAUAUGUAUUGUAUAACGACAGACUAUACAGGACAGGUUCUAUGUCAGACGACACCAUCGUCUGUUGUGACGCACUUUCAAACCACAAAUCCCGCCCUCUGCUGUGUUUGAAGGUUUCUACCAGAAACGAAAAGUGCUAGGCCUAGUCCCCGAGGAUGGCUCUCGUGAAAAGUGGAUGGCUUCAUAGACAAAGCACCAUCUUGCGACGAUGGAAAAAGAAUUGGUUUGAUCUUUGGUCGGAUGGAAGGCUUGUGUUCUAUGAUGAUCAGCAGCGGCGCGACAUGGAGGAUGAGAUACACAUGAGAAUCGACUGCAUAAACAUCCGCAACACCAAUGCAUGUCGAGGUGGGGAGACUCAUUCAGAACUCACCCCACCUGAGGGCAAGGGUCGUGAUUCCCUUCUGCAAAUCGUCUGCAGAGACGGGCGGGUCAUCAGCAUCUGUGCAGACAGCUCCGAUGAUGCUCUGGCAUGGACAAUGGCUCUCCAGGAUGCUAGAGUUAAUACGGUUGUGGCUACACCACAUAUUGGCUAUGCCGAGGAGGUUGUUGCCACGGCUCCUCCACCAUACUCAGAGUGUGCCCCAACCUCUCAGGGUUACUGUCCAGACCAAUAUGGAGGCUAUGCCCCUCAGCCCCCACAUGGCACACAAAUGGUUUAUUCCGCUGAUGGUCAAUACUACACUGUUGCUUACCCUUACCAGUACCAAGGAGCAUAUCCUCCUCCUGGAGUCAACCAUGUCAUUGUCCAAGAGCGUCGCCGUGAAGAUGCAGGUGAUGUAGCACUGGGCAUGCUUGCUGGUGCUGCAACUGGAUUGGCUCUCGGAUCCCUCUUCUCUGUGUUCUAAUAUGGUCCCAACAGCAUCCAACCUCCAACUUUUUUUUACCCCACAGGUGACGCACUGUUCAGGCAGCUGUCCUAGUGAAGGUUGAACUGCAGUACCACUGCAAUAAAAUAGUUAUUAUCCAUGUGUUAGUUGGGCUUUGAAGUGUAUCUGUUUUAACUAACCUCCCUGUCUUUGUACCAAAGAUCUAUUAUCCCCUGUACCUCACAUUAUGUCAGGCUACUUAGAAAUUACCUAUGAGAAUAACUAAUGUAAACCACAGAAUAACAACAACUGAUAUGUGAUGAAUAUAAUAAUGAAGGGAACGAUAUUUGUUUAGAUUAAUUUAUUAAUGACUAUUCAUUUUUAUAAGUGGUAGAUAGGUUGUUUAAGUGCUUUUUCAUCAAAGCCUACUUGGAGUCACCAUGAUGGAAUCAAUGUUCCAGAUAAGUGAAAUAUCCUUGCAUAUAAUAUGGCUAGAUAUUGAGUACUUUGAUCACUUGUUUGUCUAAUAUGUAAGUAUGGGUGCCUUGGUCUAUUGCAGAUGUAGGUAGCCCUGUUCUGAUGAGUAUGGCUUUGCACCUUCCUUAACCUUUGCACCUUCCUUAACCUUUGCACCUUACUUAACCUUUGCACACCCAAGCCGACCCUCCUUGAGUUUCAACUUCAGUAUGUUUCAUCUUUUCUAAUCUGGUUUUAGUCAGCUUUUAUGUUUACUGUUACUAAUGCUUUGUUGAUUAUUUUGUUUCUUUGCUGUACAGUAUGCUUUACACUCCCUAAGUUCAAGAAUUUGAGUCUUAAAGGCCAUUAUCCAUAUAUAUAUAUAUAUAUAUAUAUAUAUAUAUAUGUGUUAUAUCAUAUAUCCAAGGGUUGGCAUUUGUCUGAACAUUUCACCACCUUGUGUCUUCUCAAAAUAUGUUUCAUUAUUUAUUGUCUCAAAUAUUUACAAACAGGAAAAUGUUUUGUCCAGGUGUUAAGAUGCACAAAUAUGAAGGGUUAUUCGGGAACGCGUUCUUCUUAUACUUAUGCUUCAUACUAGCCUCAGGGCACCCAGCCAUUAGAAAUGAUGGGUCAGGAAUAACUACAUUCACAUCGCCAUGCACUUUCACAAAUCAGUACCAUUACUGAUGUUAUUUAUUGGCUAAGUGCUUUUCACAUAAUGUGCUGUCUCAAUGUGUUAUCUUUAAAAUGAGAGACUGACUAUGUUUGAAUACUUUUUUUUUUACCAAAGAGAUGAAGGGUAAGAAGAACACCAAGACUGGAGGUUCAUUACUUUGUUUUGCUUAUAUGUUAUAUCUUCUGAGCAGCAUUUCUGAUGAUUCUAUUUAGGAUGGUUAAAUAUACGACAUUAAUUAGAAUUAAGUCAAAGGUAUUGCAUUUCAACUCAAUAAUGUAUUGUAAUUUUACUCAAAGUUAACAUUAAAAUAAAACAAUUACAUCUAUAAAAACAGUAUGGAGAACUUUUA